AUGGAAGAAGCACAAAGGCACAUCAAGCUUUCCAAGAAGAAUGCAACCGGUGUUGCAUUAGUUGUUGGUGACCCAGGACGAGUUGACAAAAUAAAAGUAUUAUGUGACUCGUAUGUAGAUUUAGCAAACAAUAGAGAAUACAAAAGUGUAGAAUGUACCUAUAAAGGAAAGAAAUUUUUAUGUGUAAGUCAUGGUGUCGGAUCAGCUGGUUGCGCUAUAUGUUUUGAAGAAUUAAUUAAUAUAGGAGUAAAAGUAAUUAUCCGUGCAGGAUCUUGUGGAUCUUUACAACCAGAUUUAAUAAAGAGAGGAGACUUAUGUGUAUGUAAUGCUGCUGUUAGGGAAGAUAGAGUUACACAUAUGAUGAUUCAUUCAGAUUUCCCAGCUGUUGCAGAUUACGAAGUUUAUGGUACAUUAAUAAAAUGUGCUGAAGAAUUAAAUAUUAAAGCUCAUACUGGUAUUAGUUUAUCCUCUGAUUUAUAUUAUCCACACAAAAUAAUACCAACAAGAUUGUUAGAUUAUUCAAAAGCUAACGUCGCAGUCGUUGAAAUGGAAUUAUCAACCUUAAUGGUUAUGGGUACUUUAAAAAAUGUAAAGACUGGUGGUAUUUUUAUUGUUGAUGGAUGCCCAUUAAAAUGGGAUGAAGGUGAUUUUGAUCAUGUCUUAGCUGCUGACAGAUUAGAGAACAUGAUAAAAAUCAGCUUAGAAGCAUGCUCAAGAUUAGCUGAUAAAUACAAAAUCUGA
This is a messenger RNA of Plasmodium vinckei vinckei, 741 nucleotides long. RefSeq names its product purine nucleoside phosphorylase, putative. Gene Ontology annotation, cellular component: cytosol. Gene Ontology annotation, molecular function: uridine phosphorylase activity. Gene Ontology annotation, biological process: uridine catabolic process. Lineage: Eukaryota; Apicomplexa; Aconoidasida; Haemosporida; Plasmodiidae. The transcript has a single exon. The record is from RefSeq and is a predicted model, not a curated record. Bases 1 to 741 code for a protein of 246 amino acids.